Pectinophora gossypiella (pink bollworm) is the source of this 1413-nucleotide messenger RNA. It is a transcript of the gene Lrr47, whose product is annotated as leucine-rich repeat protein 1. NCBI's taxonomy places the organism in Eukaryota, Metazoa, Arthropoda, Insecta, Lepidoptera, Gelechiidae. The record is from RefSeq and is a predicted model, not a curated record. Gene Ontology annotation, molecular function: protein binding. The transcript is spliced from 4 exons. Bases 99 to 1334 code for a protein of 411 amino acids.
AAAAUUCCAGCUGAUAAUCAAAUGUUUUUCGGCGGGACAUCAAUUUGUGAAUUUCUCUUUUAUUAUACUUUGUUCAAAGGGAAAUUAUUCAAAUAAAAAUGAAAUUACAGUGUCAAGUGGAAGUAAUAAACCGAGUUCACAGCAGUCUAAAUAUAAGGUCCAAUGGAAAGUACUUAAAAUCUACAUUAGCUUUAGGCAGGGAACCGAAGAAUGAAAAUGAAUAUUUUAUCCUACACUUUUCGUCUGUUAACAGAACUGGAGUUAAAUAUAAAGUUAAAAGUCUGAAACAGGCGUUUGUUAAGUGCUUGAAUGAAGGGAAAGCGACGUUACGGUUUGAGGAUCCACCACACGAUUUGUGCAUCAAAUGUGAAGCUAUUCAGUUGAAGUGUUUUAUGAAACUUCUUAAACAGUGCAUUACUGGAGACACUAAAGGAUUACGCCUCUCAGACUUAUCGAAUAUUAGCGUAACGUCUAAAGAUAUCGCUCCGACUAAGAUGGUCAUAAGAGAUAGAAGCGAGUUCCCAUCAAAAGGCCUUCCCAGAACCUUGGAGUCUCUGACUUUAGCUGGACUGAAACUUUGCAAUUUCAGAAGAGACGUGCUACUGCUUCGACACCUUUCUGUUUUGGAUUUAAGUAAUAAUGAAAUUGAAAAAAUACCUGCAGAGUUUGGUAGAAUGCCCAACCUAUCAGAGCUAUACUUGGCAAACAAUCAACUUGGGGUUAAAGGAGAAAUGGACUGGAAUUGGCUGCUAGGACCUCAGAUAAGCAAAUCUUUGAAAUUGUUGGACCUCACUGGAAAUAAGUUGAACCAUCUCUCUAAAGGAGUGUGGAAGCUGCAAAGCCUGGUCACACUGAAACUGGAUAAUAAUAUGAUAAAGAGGCUGCCUGCUACUGUGGGACGGAUCAGCUCAUUGAGGUACUUAACACUAUCACAGAAUAGACUAGAAUCCCUCCCUUGCAGUUUAAUGCACUGCAAACUAGAACAUAUUGACCUCUCCAGCAAUGACUUCCACAUCAUAGAGUCAGCACCUCAGCCUAACAACCGUUCACUGUGGGAUCUGUACGUCAGAGGUUUAGUUCAACUGGCAGCCAAAGUAGUAUUAAAGCACAAGAUAUACUAUGCUCCAAAUAUUAUCCCACGGACUCUAGUACACUUCUUAGACGAAGCCAACAUGUGUAUUUGUGGGGCUCCGGUAGUAAAUGACUUGUUUUACAUAAACAAACAGUUUGAAAUGAAAGAUUUCUUCAGAACAACAGUCAUCAAUAAUAACAGAACACGUAUGGUGAACUUUGAAAUCUAUUUUUGUUCCCCAAAGUGUUUUAGUAAGAGUUAGUUAAGGCUGUGCCUAUUGGAGUGUAAUUAAAUAAAAAUGCAUUUAAAUGUAAGUUAUAAUUUAAAUAAACUUUUAUUUU